CAAGUUGGACGUAGUAAAUCAUUUAUGAAGCAAAGGGAACCUAAAGUACAAAAAGAUAGCAAUUUUUGCUGUUGUGCCCUGCAACGUUUUCCCACCAAAUCCGCAUCAUGGCUAUGACAAUAUUCCACCUUGUUUUGUGUGCUGUAGUGUUGAAAGGAGUCCUGGGUCUUCCUUUUGCCUCUGAAGAAGAAGCCAAUCAGUUUUUAGGACUCAAGAGACAAGCACCUUAUUUCGACUAUUUGCAACUAACUAGCGGCCAGAAUACGUUGGCCGAAAAGGUUAGUGAAGCCUGGACUGCACUGAAGAAGUCAGUACAGUAUUACAUGAGUCCUGAAUUGUUUCCAUUUGAUACCAACACAGCCAAGAAGCACAUUAGCUCUUACAUGGAUAUGUUACACCAAUCUGAAGCAGGACUUAAGCGGCAGAGAAGACAUGUGAUAUCGCCUGAGCCAUUGGAAAUUCAACCUUGUCCAUUCUGGCCAAAGCGCUGAUGUUUAUCAAAUAAACUGUCUUCGAAUGUUUUCUGCUCCAA
Messenger RNA from Anolis carolinensis (green anole), 532 nucleotides. RefSeq names its product chromosome 3 C3orf85 homolog (gene c3h3orf85). The transcript has 4 exons. The record is from RefSeq and is a predicted model, not a curated record. Lineage: Eukaryota; Metazoa; Chordata; Lepidosauria; Squamata; Anolidae. The coding region runs from base 108 to 491 and encodes 127 amino acids.